Sinocyclocheilus anshuiensis is the source of this 1234-nucleotide messenger RNA. RefSeq lists its product as uncharacterized. The transcript is spliced from 6 exons. Bases 1 to 777 code for a protein of 258 amino acids. NCBI's taxonomy places the organism in Eukaryota, Metazoa, Chordata, Actinopteri, Cypriniformes, Cyprinidae. The record is from RefSeq and is a predicted model, not a curated record. Gene Ontology annotation, cellular component: membrane. Gene Ontology annotation, biological process: adaptive immune response. Gene Ontology annotation, molecular function: signaling receptor activity.
AUGGCUGUUAUUUGUAUGAAAGCUGUGUUUGCAGUGUGCUGGAAUGUGUUUGUGGGAAGAGGCAGCAAUGCCAUGGGACUGGCUGAGGCAGAGUCUCAGUGUUGCCCUGCACAGGCUGAGGCAACAUCUGAAGAUUUUCAUUACAUCCAAAGACUUGAGGGUGAAUCGGUGGACAUAGAUUGUGUUGCACAAGCAAGUAAACCCCGCCCAGCGCUUCUGCACCUGAGACGAAGGUUUGCUCCUUCAGAAAGCGUGUUGAACGUCUCUGAAGAUAACGUCAUGAGAGCAGAUCCAGAGAUUGAGGGACGAAUCAGUAUCUCCGGACAGCUGAAGUUACGCACAGUUACUCUGACUCUUUCUCAUUUAAGAGCCACAGACUCGGGGCUUUAUGUCUGCGAUUUCUCAGGAAAUCCAUCAGAUCCGCUCCCGGCGAGCACAGCCCUCUUUCUGCUUGUAAAAGCGCCAGGUGAGUUGUGCUCCUGUAGAAGGUAUUCUCUGCUCAUCUAUACCAUCACAGUAGGAGUGAAUCUGCUCCUACUCUCGGCCAUCGCUCUCUUUGUGACACAUUAUAAAAAGCCACAUGCUCAGCCAGAGCGUCAAACCACAGUUCCAAUUUAUGAAGACAUGUCAAGUGUGAAAGGAAAAGGAAGCAGUCCUCGGAUCUGUCCACCAGACCCCGAAACAUCUGCUCCAGGGUGGAAGACUAUGCUGGAGAACCUCUAUGGAUCCCCCAAUCGGACAAAUGUGGAACAGCAUCAGGAAAAAGAAUCGUCAUAAAAUUCAGCUUAGUUGUGAAUUAAGCUAUGCAGUGUAUUCAUUUCCAGGGUCAUGCUAAAGUUUAUAAGGAAUAGUGCCAUUUGAUGUUUUGGUAUUAUAGAGACUCCUGAGACCCUCACAGAAACCUCUCCUGCCUCGUUCUUUUCAGAAACCGAGAAACAAAAUAAUUGCAACACCGUAAAUGAUGAAAGCAGAAUUAACAUACAGUUUCAUGUUAAAAUAUUAACAUAGUUACAUGUUAUAAUUUUAUAUGCUGAGCCUGGUAAUCUCCAGUCUCAUCCUGCACCGUUAGCUGAACAGUAGAUUAACAUUGGUGGACUUGAACUUGGACUGCGUAUUUGAAACAACAUAGCUACCUUCUGAUGUUCAUUCAUGUUUAUUCCAUGCUAUAAAUAGUAGUAAAAUAUUAAGAGAUAAUCGGUUCAGGUGCCGUUUGAACUGAGGCGCUACAGUGAUC